This is a messenger RNA of Solanum tuberosum (potato), 533 nucleotides long. RefSeq lists its product as uncharacterized. Bases 1 to 372 code for a protein of 123 amino acids. The transcript has a single exon. The record is from RefSeq and is a predicted model, not a curated record. Lineage: Eukaryota; Viridiplantae; Streptophyta; Magnoliopsida; Solanales; Solanaceae.
AUGGAAAAUGAAUGUAAUUUUCCAAGAAAACUUCGUUAUGAUAUUAGUAUGUCAAAAAGAACAAGAAAAACAGCGAAAGAAGAAGACGUUGUGGUUGAAAGUGUGGAGUAUCAUGAUGAAGAAUUGAUGAAUAAUUCAGAUGAGAAGAAGAGUUUAAAGCAAUUGAUUGAAGGUAGAAGGACUUCUUUGGGACACCAUUUUACAGAAGAAGAAAGACAAGUUCAAAUAGUUGUAAAACAGGCAGAGAAUAAUGGUGUUAAAUUCAAGGAAAUGGUUAGUCGUUAUGCUAAAGUUUUAAGCCAUAUGAUUAAGCUUAAGAGAAAGAAGCCUGCAGGUUACAUAUUGAAGAUGCAAGUACAUACUAAUAAAUAAUCUUGAUCAUCCAUGUUUUACUAUCUAUUCAUUCAACUCUUUUCUAUUUUCAUUUAAGGAAAAGAAUGGUUAUAUAUGCAAAUGUAGUCGAACCCAAUAGAUUUUAUUUAAACAUGUAUUUGUGUUUAUUAAAUAUGAUGGAUCAUCAGUGAAUGCGCCAA